This is a messenger RNA of Lepus europaeus (European hare), 1419 nucleotides long. RefSeq names its product cyclin dependent kinase 2 interacting protein (gene CINP). The coding region runs from base 77 to 715 and encodes 212 amino acids. The record is from RefSeq and is a predicted model, not a curated record. The transcript has 5 exons. Lineage: Eukaryota; Metazoa; Chordata; Mammalia; Lagomorpha; Leporidae.
GGCCGGAAGUGACGCAUGCGCUUCCGGCGGUGUGGGCGGGGCUUCGCGGCUCCUUCCCGGGAUACCUGCGGACCGCAUGGAAGCAAAGACUCCCGGAAUUACAACACCCAGAAAACCUGUUUUAUCGGUCAGUGCGAGAAAACUUAAGGACAAUGCAGCCGAUUGGCAUAAUUUAAUCCUGAAAUGGGAAACCCUCAACGAUGCAGGUUUUACCACUGCAAAUAAUAUCGCCAACCUGAAAAUCACUUUACUGAAUAAAGACAAAAUAGAAUUAGAGAGCAGCAGCCCAGCUUCUAGUGAAAAUGAAGAAAAGAUGAACGUGGAAUAUAAUAAGGAGCUAGAGGUGCUGUGUGAGGAGCUGCAGGCCACCCUGGAUGGUUUGACCAAAAUACAAGUGAAAAUGGAAAAGCUGUCUUCAACUACCAAGGGAAUUUGUGAACUAGAAAAUUACCAUUAUGGGGAGCAGAAUCAACGGCCCCCUAUGUUUCACACGUGGCCCACAGCCCAUUUCUACGAGGUUUCCCGCAAGCUCUCUGACAUGUACCGGCAGGAGUUGCUCCUGAAGUGCACCGUCGCGGAAGAGCUGGCGCACACCGCAGACCGCGACCUCACCCUGAGCUACCUGUCCAUGUGGCUGCACCAGCCGUAUGUGGACAGUGCCAGCAAGCUGCAUCUGGAGAGCAUGCUGCUGGAAACGGGGCAUCGAGAACUGUGACCCCCGGAGUAGCUCUGGACGAGCCCCGCGUCCAGGCCCCAGGCCGCCGGCUUCUGCCAGGUCUGCUCAUGGCUGCUCAGUCCCGUGUAGGCCCUGCCGGGCCGGGGCAGGUCCUCCACACUGGAUCAUUCCACCUGCUUCUCCCAGGCUCUCCAGGCACGGCUGCCACUGCCGUGGCUGCCCCUCAUGUGGUGCCACCUGCCACUUAGUGUCACACAUACGAGUGCUUUUGAGAUCCUGAAAGGAACGAGUGACCUGGUUUUUAUAAAUUAGAUGUCGCAUGUUACAUUUAUGUAGAAAAUCCUUGAUAUCAGAUUUUUGUUUUAUACCUAUCUGUAUUGCUUACACUUUUAUGACAGUAUAUUAAUUUUCUGAUACAACUGAUGUUUAAAUCCUGUGUAUUUGGUACUGAGGCACAGUGGGUUAAGCCACCAGCAUCCCAGAUCGGCGCCAGUUUGAGUCCCCUCUGCUCCACUUCUGAUCCAGCUCACUGCUAAUGUGCCUGGGAAAGGAGCAGAGGAGGGCCCGAGUGCUUGGGCCCCUACCACUCACGUGGGAAAACCAGAUGGAUUCCAGGCACCUGGCUGCAGCCUGGCCCAGCCCUGGCCUUUGCUGCCACUUGAGUGAACCAGAUGGAAGAUCUCCCCACCCCACCGACAUCACUCUUCCUGUCAAAUAAGUAAAUAAAUAUUUAAAAUAAUAAU